AUGGAUGCUCUUAAGAGCUAUGCAAAGAAGGCUGAUCUUGCUGAUGAGACUCUAAGACCACCACUAGUUCCAUCAGAGAAGCACAAUGCUUUCCGAGUGAGGGAUGUUGCAUCCAGGUGCAAAACUGAUCUGGCUGAUGCCACUAAGAUAAGGCGAUGUACAUCACCAAGUCUUGGCCAGACCUCAGCACCUGAAGGCACACCAGCACCCAAAAGAGCUCAAUCAGCAGAUAGAAGAAGGCCGUCGACACCUUCAACCCCUCCCUCUAAGGUGUCAACACCCUCAACGCCUGCAUCAAGGUCCAUUACACCAGUUCGUGAUACCACUAGAGACUUACACAAGAGUUCCAAGCGUAUAGCAAGCACAAAGGCUCCUGAUGGCCUGUGGCCAGCAAUGCGUAACUUGUCUUCCUCCUUCCAGUCGGAAUCUGUGGCUGCACCUACUACAAGAAAAGAUAAGGUAGUCACUGCCUUGGAUUGUAGCAAGGGGCAGGCGAGUGUUCUAACCGAGAGGAAGAGAAGUCCUUUCAGAAGGAGAAACAUUGGUGAACAUUGUGAGAAUGCUCAACCUUCAGAGGAGCCCCCUAAGAGGGUAAUUGAGCAACACAGAUGGCCAGCCAUGAUAGCUGGGCAGGCGCCAAAGAAUUUCAUGUCAAGAAGCAUUGACCUUUCUGACAAAGCUACUAGACCAGUCCUAUCAUCAAAUACAUCAAGAGGUCUUUCGCCAAGGAAGGCACCUUCUGUUGGACCAGUCCAAUCAUCAAAUACAUCAAGAGGCCUUUCACCAAGGAAGACCCCUUCUGCUGAGGCUUCAGUCAAACUGUCGAAUCAAUCAUUGGAUGGAGUGGCAAGGAGUUUGGCUAUUCAGGCAAGCAGAAGAGAUGAUAAGGUAGAUUCACAGGCAAUAGAGAGAUCCAAAUCUUUGAGCCGACCAAACAGAACAGUUACUUUUCCUGUUCCAGUACUACAACGCUCAUCAUCACCAAGCAGAGCGUUGCCAGCUACGUCCUCAACUUCCAGGGCCUUUCAGAGCCCAUCUCGGACAAGGCCUUCAACACCCUGUCGGUCCCAAAGUGCUGGAGCUAUCCAAGCAAGUGUUCCGUCUCCUCUUAUUAACUACAUGGUUGAUGCGCGAAAAGGAAAGAAGAAUGCCAGCCAAAUCGAAAAUAUUCACCAAGUGCGUUUAUUGCACAAUAGACAUUUGCAGUGGCGCUUUAUAAAUGCUCAUGCAGAAGUUGCUUUAUCUUUUCAAAAGGCUACUGUUGAGAAUACCAUUUAUAAUGUUUGGAGGAAUACUAUAAACCUGCGGGAUUCUGUUAAUAUGAAAAGAAUAAUGGUGCAACAUUUUCAGCAAGAACUCAGGCUUUACAACAUUCUGAAAGAACAGAUUGCUUACCUUGAACAAUGGCCAACACUAGAAAGGCAGAAUAGUAUCUCUUUAUUAGGGGCAACUGAGGCUCUGAAAGCAAGCACCCUGCGCCUGCCAGUUACAUCGGGGGCAAAGGCUAAUGCAAUUGCUCUCAAGAAUGCUGUAAGCUCAGCUGUUGAUGUCAUGCAAGUUUUGGGCUCAUCUGUUUGCUGCAUGCUUUCAAAGGUCAUGGACAGCACAUCCUUGGUUUCAGAACUCUCUGUCAUAGCAGGACAAGAGAAGGUCAUGCUUGAUGAAUGCAGAGAACUCUUAGCUACAGCUGCAAAACUGCAGGUGCAGGAGGCGAGCCUACGGACACAUCUUGUGCAACAGAGACAAAGGGCUUCAGGAUUGAAUUUGGCAACCUGA
Molecule: messenger RNA, 1776 nt
Organism: Miscanthus lutarioriparius
Lineage: Eukaryota; Viridiplantae; Streptophyta; Magnoliopsida; Poales; Poaceae
Source: the annotation of a GenBank genome assembly